UCGCCCGUCAUUCAAACGCGCAACCUGGCACAUCAGUCAGAAAUGCACCUCCGUCGGUUUCGUACGCGGGCUCUUCUGUCCAUCAUUCUUCUCGGCACGGUGCUUCUUGUCAUCUGUUCUUAUUCUUCGUUUCCCAGUCCGUCAUACCUGAAAAAUCGAAUAUCCUCAGACGAUUCUUUGACUGCCAGCUGGUGGGAUCGGUUGUGGUCUUCGUCCGGAAAAUGUAAAAGCAGCACUCCCAAGCCGUCGACAGAGAGACUGAACACAGCUGAUAUCUACCCCAAGUUGGACUUCAGAGUUCCCGAUAAUGCAGGUGCAGGAUUUUGGAACGAGGUUCUUGAAAGUCGUUAUCGGGAGAUAAGAGAAACAUGGAAAGAGUUGCCGCUAGAAGUGAUUGUUCUUCCUCAUUCGCACGUAGAUCCGGGAUGGCUGAGAACAUUCGACGAUUACUUCGAGAAUUCCGUCUCUCACAUCCUCGACAAUAUGGUCACCUUCCUCAACAGGACGGAGGACUUCCGCUUCAUCUGGGCCGAAAUAUCCUUCUUCUCAAAGUGGUGGGAAAGACAAAGCAAACAAAUCAAAGACGUUGUCAAAAAAAUUCUUCAAAAGAAGCAAUUGGAGUUCGUUACUGGAGGCUGGGUGAUGCCGGACGAAGCAACGACCAGUUAUUUCGCCGUGGUAGAUCAGCUCAUCGAAGGUAACCAGUGGUUGAAGCAACAUCUUAACUAUACUCCUCAACAUGGUUGGUCUGUGGACGUGUUUGGUCAUUCAGCCAGUCUGCCUUACAUUUUGUCAACAGCUGGCAUUACAGAUACAGUGAUUUUAAGAUCUCAUUACGCUUGGAAAGCCUUUCUUGCCAAAAUACAAUCGUUUGACUUCUAUUGGGAACAACCAUUUGAUUCACCUAGAAUGUUUUGCCACAUGGCACCAUCAGAUCUGUACAGUUUCAAGCACACUUGUGGUCCAGAUCCUUCAUCUUGUUUGAAAUACGACUUUCGGAAAAUUUUUGGUGAGAUGUCUGAAAGCACAGCAGACACAGUUACUGAUCAAAAUGUGGAAUUGAAAGCUAACCAUUUGUUGGGACAAUACGGGCGAUAUGCCUCAUUAUUUAACCAUAGUGUCCUCCUCGUACCUUUGGGAGAUGAUUUUCGGUACAACGUUUAUGCUGAAUGGGAACAACAAUACAAAAAUUAUAAAAAACUGUUCGAUUUUAUCAAUGGUAAGAAAGAAUGGAAUACGCAUAUAAGAUUUGGAACUGUUGGCGACUAUUUCAAAGAAGUUCACCAAAGAUUGCAAAAUUUUUCCUAUAAUUCUGUGUUGUCCUUAAGUGGUGAUUUCUUUCCUUACGGUGAUGUGUACGCAAAUGCCAGACCUUCCUACUGGACAGGAUUUUACACAACAAGACCUUUUUACAAGAAGCUUGCUCGUGAAUUGGAACAAUGGUUAAGGUCAGCAGAAAUUUUGUAUUCCUUAGCAAAGACAAACAUUAAAGAAUCAGAGGAAAGCGUCUUUCUGAAGGAUUACGCUUCUUUAGUUUCUGCAAGACAGAAUCUUGGAUUAUUUCAACACCAUGACGCAAUAACUGGUACUUCUAGAAAACAUGUAAUGGAAGAUUAUGGUAGGAGACUUCACAGUGGAAUAACUAAUGCCAUGUCUGUCGUAUCCCACAUGACUCAGAUUCUCCUUAUGAAAAGACUUUACGAAGGAAACAUCUGGACUUCUCAAGUUUAUCCAGACGUUUAUAGAACUGUAUGGAAAGAGCCAACAAAGAAACUGCCUGUCCAAAUGGCAGAUGCAGGAAGAAAAAUAACAUUUUUCAAUCCUUUGACAACGACACGCACAGAAGCUGUCCGCUUAAAAGUUAGAACACCGCAUGUUCAAAUUAUAGAUUCUAAAGGUAACGUAGUGCCAUUCCAGAUAAACCCUGUUUGGAGAGAGAAAUUCUCUGUAUCGCAUACUACAUUCGAAUUAAUAUUUGUAAUUACUUUAGAGCCUCUCUCAUUUUCAACUUAUACAUUAGAGAAUGCAUUAUCUACUGAUGGGAAUGAUUUAAAAAAAUCAGUAGUUUCACUUUUUCUCAAAGAUGAUUCAAAUGCAUCAGUGAAAAAUUCAGCUUUUAAAUUUGAAGAACCUAAUGACCGAGAAAUAAAUUUAGAAUCACCCCAUUUUCGAGUGAAAUUUUCUCCUUCAGGUGUUCUCAAAGAAAUUUACAUGAAAGAUUCUGGCAUCUCAAAGAAGACAGAAAUUGACUUUAGGGCAUACAUACCAUGGGUUUAUCGCAGUGGUGCUUAUUUAUUCCAACCAGAUUUUCCCAAUCCACUAUCAUUCGGCAAUCUUACCGAACAUUUUCCUUAUCUUUGCUUGGUUCGAGGUCCAAUCGUUAGCGAAUUUCAUAUGAUUUACCAAAAUUUCCUUAAACUCACUGUGCAUCUAUAUCACUUUGAUUCGUCACCAUCUGGUCUGCAGAUCGAUGUAUCUGCUGACAUUUCAAAACUGAACAGAGAUGUAGAAUUAGUAAUGAGAAUAAACAGCAAUAUAAAAAACAAUGGAGUGUUUUACACAGAUUCUAAUGGUCUUCAGAUGCUCAAACGGAAGUACGUCAACAGUCUUCCUGUACAAGGUAAUUAUUAUCCAGCUACUUCCAACAUGUAUAUCGAAGAUGAGGAAAUUCGAUUAAAUCUUUUGGUUCCUCACAGCCAUGGUGUUACAUCGCCUUUACCGGGCACUAUGGAGGUGAUGCUGGACAGAAAAACGCGAGAAGAUGAUGGCCGCGGUAUGUCAGAAGGCGUUGUGGACAAUCAAAUGGUUUCUCGAACUUUCUGGCUUGUUCCAGAAUCUGUUCAAAAGAAUGUCAUGCCAACAUCUUCUUUAUCUUCUAGAACUGAAGUAUUAUCGUUGCGUGCUCAAUAUCCAAUCAUUACUUUCUUUACUGAUAAUGGCGAGGCUCUUAUUAUCCACCCAAAACUUUCAUUGCUACCUAAACCCUGGCCUUCAGAUGUUCAUUUGGUUAACUUACGAACUCUGCCUUUAGCAGAUAAUUACACUUUGCCAUCUAAUGAUUCUUUAAUGGUGAUUCACGAAAGUUUCGGUUCUUGCAAAGCUGAGAGUUUUAUCGAUAAAAUAAUCAAAAGCAAAAAGGGUGCGCUCUUUUCCAAGGUAAAGAUAGAAAAAAUCGAAAAAACUUCUUUAACAGGGGCAGUUUCUUAUACUCAAGAUUCCAUUUCAGCUUCUACAGCGAAGCUGCAGACUUAUAAAAUAACAUUUAGAUAACACUCAAUUUUGUUAAAGAACUUUACAAUUCACUUCGUUGUUAACUGUGAUUUUAAAUCCAUGUAAUUUUACAAUAAACUUUCAGUUUUUCAUCAUUUGUUAAACAGUUUAGAAGCAUCGUUUCCAGUCUAGUCAGUUUUAUUGGAAAUAAAUGUCAAAAGAAAAUUUUGUUGUAAAAUAAAAAUUAUAU
Molecule: messenger RNA, 3460 nt
Organism: Argiope bruennichi
Lineage: Eukaryota; Metazoa; Arthropoda; Arachnida; Araneae; Araneidae
Product: alpha-mannosidase 2-like
Exons: 3
Coding region: 43-3270 (1075 amino acids)
Biological process (GO): N-glycan processing; mannose metabolic process; protein deglycosylation
Cellular component (GO): Golgi membrane
Molecular function (GO): alpha-mannosidase activity; carbohydrate binding
Source: RefSeq, a predicted model, not a curated record